UCAUGAAUUCACUGGUCUAUAUCAUGCCUCAGCAAAGCUGCUACAGAGAUUCCCCCCCACCCCCCCUUACCCCCUACAGAAUCCUGAAACCAAGAUGGUGUUUAAUAAAAAAAACCUUGAAACAUCUUGUGAUUCAUGAACACCAAAAUAUGAUGUAAAAUAUAUGGCUAUCUUUAUUUUAGGAUUUAAGAAAAGAACUAAAGGAAAACUACUAAUUGCAUCUUGUCAGCUUCUUUAGUUGGUUUUGAUCACUUGUCGUUUAUUAUGAGUCCUCCCCCCAGAAAUUAAUGCCUCCUCUCUCUUCCUUUCUCCUCUCCCUCUCUCUCUCUCUUCCCCUCCCUCCUUAUGCAGGAUUUUGGUAUAAUUCUCGAGAUUUUACUAACAAAAUAAUCUUAAAUAACGAUAAAAAUUAUAUCUAGCGUCGAAUGAAGUAUACUUGAAAACUUCUAGGAAAAUUCAACAUGUCCCUUAAUAUUCUAGAUGGGCAUCAAAACAGACCCAAUCCAAUCCCAGCUUUCAACAGAAUGGAUUGAAAUGAGGUUUUAAACUUAACUAACAAUAGUUUAGGUUGGUUCUGUUGGACAUGUGGUUGCAAGCAAGUUUGGGCUAGGUCAGAUCGACCCAAACCCAAUCUGAUCGAGUUUAGUUGGGCAGUCAGGUCCCAAUUUUGGACCCAUGCCUGACCCAUGGAUCUUAAUUACCUCAAGCAUGAUCCGGGUCAAAAUUGCAUACUUCGGGCAGGGAUCUGCACCCUUAGCUGGACCCGACCCGAUCCCGACCCGAGAAACCUGAGUUUGCAUUGAAUUCAAGGGCAUGCUCAUUUGAAAUCUAAACCAGAAGGUUAACAAACCACUGCAACGAAUUGGUCAAAUUAUUGCCUGAGAAAAAUGCUUAAAGUGGCUUCCUUUUUUCAACCAUGUGCUUAAAAUUUGAACUCUUAACAAUUCUUAUCUUUUCCUCAAUUAACAAAUUUUAAAAAAGAUUGCACAUCCUUAACAAGCCCGGAUCCUGGAGUAUUUCUCGGUCCCACGACUUCUCUCUCUCUCUCUCUCUCUCUCUCUCUCUCUCUCUCUCUCUUCUACCAUCUGUGUUCCAAGUCAAGUUUGGCUAUUCUCCAUGCAUAGAGCCAUGGCUUUUGUAUCCUUUUUCCUCUCCUUUUUGCUCUUCUCCAGCUUCUCUCUGAGUCUAGGGGACAAGGUGACGGUGGCCGUGAAGGCAGUGACCACCAUUGCCAAAACGGACGACAACUUUAUCUGUGCAACCAUCGACUGGUGGCCCAAGGAGAAGUGCAACUACGACAUCUGCCCUUGGUACAGUGCCUCCAUCAUCAACUUGGAUUUGAAUAAUACCAUUGUAUUCAAUGCCAUCAAAGCUUUCAAGUCUCUGAGGAUUAGGCUUGGAGGGUCACUGCAAGAUCAAGUGGUGUAUAAAAUAGGGGAAGAACCUGCCACCUGUGAAGACUUCAAGCUUGACAAAAAUGGGCUGUUUGGAUUCUCUAAAGGCUGCUUGAGCAUGUAUAGAUGGGAUGAGCUCAACACAUUCUUCAAUAAAACUGGAACUAUAUUAACAUUUGGACUGAAUGCACUAGCUGGGAGGAAAAAAUCUCCAGAGGGUAACCUCUACAUGGGUGAGUGGGACGCUACUAAUGCUCGUCAGUUCAUCCAGUACACUGUCUUGAAGAAUUACAAGGUCGAAUCUUGGGAAUUAGGAAAUGAGCUCUCUGGUGAAGGAGUAUCUGCAAGUGUGGAUCCUAAACAGUAUGGCAAGGAUUUGAUUGCCCUGAAAAAGCUUCUCGGUGAUAUAUAUAAGAAUUCCAGUACUGAACCGAAGAUAUUGGCACCUGGUGGUUUUUUUGAUGCACAGUGGUUCGCUGACAUGCUUCAGACAUCAGGACCUGGUGUUGUCAAUGGUGUUACUCAUCAUAUCUACAACCUUGGUGCAGGUGUUGAUAAAGAGCUAAUCUAUAGGAUUCAAGAUCCUUAUUAUUUGGAUCAGAUAGUACAGACAUAUAAUGAUAUUGAGACCAUCAUCAAGGAUUUUGGUCCAUGGAGUGCUGCUUGGAUUGGAGAAUCAGGUGGUGCUUACAACAGCGGAGGCAAAGAUGUGUCGAAUACUUUCGCUGAUAGUUUCUGGUUCUUAGAUCAGCUUGGUAUGGUAACCACAUUUAACCACAAGGUCUUCUGCCGGCAAGCCUUGAUUGGAGGAAACUAUGCUCUUCUUAACGCCACAACAUUCAUCCCCAACCCAGACUACUAUAGUGCUUUGUUGUGGCAUCAAUUAAUGGGACCUGGUGUUCUUCAUGCCACUCACAAUGGAUCGCCAUACCUUCGUGCCUAUGCUCAUUGCUCCAAACAAAAGCGUGGAGUUACUCUAUUGCUUAUUAACCUAUCAAACUCAACAUCCUUCGAUGUUUCGGUUGUCAGUGACCUGAACUUGUAUCCACCUAACAUGGCUCGAUCUUUAGCAUCUGUACAAGAAAAGGGACAGAGGGAAGAGUACCAUCUGACUCCUCAAGGUGGCAAUAUCCAAAGUAGAGUUAUGCUUCUUAACAGACGACCUUUGGAUCUUACACGCAGCAGAGACAUUCCUGAAAUGCAUCCAUUUAUUGCUGAUGCUGCUGCCCCUCUACACAUUGCUCCUCACUCGAUUGUCUUCGUCGGCCUCGAGGACUUCAAAGCUCCAGCUUGUGCCAAUAAUUGAUUAGCCUCCUAUUGAAAAGUUCAGAGUUGAAUGAGUUGAAGAAAUUUGGGCUUAAAAUAUCUUUGUUUGAUUUUUGCAAGCAAUAACAGAAACUUUUACA
Molecule: messenger RNA, 2800 nt
Organism: Phoenix dactylifera (date palm)
Lineage: Eukaryota; Viridiplantae; Streptophyta; Magnoliopsida; Arecales; Arecaceae
Product: heparanase-like protein 2
Cellular component (GO): plant-type cell wall; membrane
Molecular function (GO): beta-glucuronidase activity
Source: RefSeq, a predicted model, not a curated record